AUGUCUUGUCCUUCAAAUUCCAUAACCUACAAUAGUACCCUUUGUGCUUGUGCACCUGGCUAUGUUCUCAACGUUGUGUCAAAGAGUUGCAACCUCUUCGACACAGAUUCAACUGUAACUACAGAUUCUGGCGUGGACUACUAUGCUUUUAGACUCCCUGAGACACUUUCUGGCUUUGAUAACAUCAAGAAGUUUACACAAUCACAAGCUGUGUUCUUGGAAGCCACGUUUGUUAUGCUUCUCUCUUGGCUUCUCUUUUGCUUUUUUCUUAGGUUCAUGAGCCUUGGUGAUGGCCGUGGUGUUUGGUUCAAACUUAGAUGGUUUAUCAGUCGGUUGGAUGUUUGCUUUGCUACCAGACAUUGGUUGGAUGAUAAAAAAGUAGUAACCAAACGCAAAACUGAACUUGGUGGAGCUUUCUCCAUAGCAAGUUGGAUACUCUUUAUCGGAUUAUUUGCUGCGUUGUUGUACCAGAUCAUAUCGAAGAGAUCGAUUGAGGUUCAUAAUGUAAGAGCAACAAGUGCGCCAGAAUUAACCUCGUUUCUCAAUGACAUGGAGUUCAAUAUAACAACCGUAUCUAGUAUGAGCUGUGCAAAUUUACGUGAUCUCGGUAAUUUAGUUUCGGGGAAUCCAGGCUUUAUUGACGAAAGAGUUGUUUCUCUGUCAACUUUAGUAAACUACUCAUGUCACAACUCGAGCAAGGGACCAACCAUAGCACUCAAGUGUAAAGGUUGCAAGCUCGUCUCCGAUCACAUGUACAUUUCGUGGCAAUUCAUUGAUCUCCCAAAUAGUCCUGCCACUGCUGUUGGCUAUGAAUUUCAUCUCGCUGCAACGGAUAGUGCUAAAAAACACAUGAGUUUUGUUAAUGGGACACUAAAGAAUGGAAGCGCUUUUGAUGAUAGACCAGUUACAUUCAGAGGGAGGCAAUCAAAUAUUUUGAAAUUCAAUCUUUUUCCUCGAAUAUACCAUAAUUUACACGAUCUAAAGCUCAUUCAGCCUUUGUUUCACGAGUUCCUCCCCGGUUCAGUUUUUCACGAUACAAAUCAACUUCAAACUUCCCUUGAAAAUUCUGUUGAUGGACUUGUCAACACAACAUUGUAUAUCAAUUUUCUCUCUGCUUAUGUUGUGGAGGUUGAUAAAGAGAAUAUUUUGGGUCCUGUGAGCUUCCUUGCAGACCUUGGAGGCCUGUAUUGCAUUAGCAUAGGCAUCUUUUUCUAUCUAUUGAUACAGUGUGAAUACAGGGUAAAGAAGCUCAGAAAUGAGGACAGUGUUUUGCAGUCAAUUAGAAAUCGGCGUAAAGCUCAAGAUAAUUGGGCCAAAUUGAGAAAAUAUGUAAAGUACACCUACGGCUGUCCUACAAUGGAUGAUGACAACUACGAUAAAUCUAAAAAUGAACCUUGUUGCAAUGGGUUAAUGUUGCAUUCAGUUCGCAGCGGUGGAUCAUCACAUAAGCGAAGGCAGCAGAGUAGAGCAAGUUCUAUAAAUUUGUACAAGAAACCGAGUUUACCUGCCAACAAGACACUGGCCAGCAAACCGGUUGAAUCUACUAAUGAUUUGACACUGCGUUAUGAAAAUACGACAAAGAAUCAGAGUGUUGGUUCAAGCAGAGAUUUUCCACCAUUUCAAACUCGAGAAUCGUCUAUUAUUGAUGAUAACUUUAUUCCUCCUCCACCUUUGCUGGAAUGCAAGAGUGGUUCUGAAAUGGAUAUGUCUGAUGUUCAGAAGAAUCUCAAAAAUUUAUACGAGUAUAAUGCUAUGCUAAGGGAGAGAUUGUUAGCUGCGCAGUCUUUGCUCCAAUCUUCAUCAUCUAAUCACUCUUCUCAAAUAAAAAGCAACGGAACUUAG
This is a messenger RNA of Lathyrus sativus (Indian pea), 1842 nucleotides long. The record is from the annotation of a GenBank genome assembly. NCBI's taxonomy places the organism in Eukaryota, Viridiplantae, Streptophyta, Magnoliopsida, Fabales, Fabaceae.